CUGAUAUGGCUCUUUAGUAAAACUGUAUAAUAAAUUUCCAAGCUAGCGUAUUUUUAUACCAUCGACCUAAUCGCACAGUACGGUAGCACAGUGAUCAUUUGUUAAAGUUAGUUGAGACGUCGUUGUCUGCUUAGGGAUUGAUGUUAUCUUAAAAUUUGAAAAGUCUGCAUAUACGAAUAAGAUGCCGAAUAUUAUUAAUGAUAUUAAAUUAGACUUUAAGGAUGUUAUGCUACGGCCGAAGAGGAGUACUCUUAAAAGUAGAUCAGACGUCGAUCUCUAUAGGGAAAUGAAAUUUCGGAAUUCAAAACGCACCUACAAGGGUAUCCCUGUAAUGGCAUCAAAUAUGGAUACUAUUGGUACAUUCGAUAUGGCCAAAACACUGACGAAGCAUGGAUUGUUCACCACGAUACACAAAUACUACACAGCGGAGGAAUGGAAAGAUUUUGCAGCCAAGCAUCCGGAAUGCGUUGGAAACGUUGCAGUCAGCUCAGGAACAAGUCAGGAAGACUUUGAACGUCUUUCAAGUAUUCUGAAAUCAGUCCCAGAACUAUCGUUCAUUUGCUUAGAUGUUGCUAAUGGGUAUUCGCAACACUUCGUUGAAUUUGUUAGAAGAGUUCGAUUCGCCUUCCCAGAUCACACAAUAAUUGCUGGCAAUGUUGUAACUGGGGAAAUGGUUGAAGAGCUAAUAUUGUCUGGCGCUGAUGUGAUCAAAGUGGGAAUAGGUCCAGGCUCUGUCUGUACUACACGAAUGAAAACUGGAGUUGGCUACCCCCAAUUAAGUGCCGUUAUCGAGUGUGCGGAUGCGGCACAUGGUUUAAACGGACAUAUUAUUUCUGACGGAGGUUGUACAUGCGCCGGCGAUUUGGCUAAGGCCUUUGGUGCCGGUGCUGACUUUGUCAUGGCCGGGGGUAUGUUUGCAGGACAUGAUCAAUGCGGCGGAGAAACAAUAGAGAAAGAUGGAAAACGGUUUAAACUAUUUUAUGGCAUGGCAUCGACUACCGCCAUGAAAAAACAUGCCGGUGGAGUUGCAGAGUACAGAUCGUCGGAAGGCAAGACCGUUGAAAUUCCAUAUAAAGGUGAUGUGGAGGGUACAGUAUUGGAUAUGCUAGGUGGACUUCGUUCGGCAUGCACGUAUACCGGAGCAGCUCGUUUGCAAGAACUCCCACGACGAGCCACAUUUAUACGCUGUACUCAGCAAUUAAAUCCUGUUUAUGGUCCACCACCAAUCUAUUAAACUUUAGUGCGGCUAAUUGAACGGAGUGAUGAGAAUGUUAUACAUAUAUAUAUCUAUAUAUAUAUAUAUAUAUAUAUAUACAUAUAUAUAUUAAAUAAUUGUUGUCGUAGUGUUUAUAGUGAAGUUUGUAGAUUAUUUGCUUGAUAAUAAUAUUUAUAGAAGGUAUAAGAUAUAAUUGCUUAUUUAUCUGUUUGGUAUAGCCCAAUUUCUAUUCAUCAAAUAACAACCAUAAUGCACAAAUUAGAUAUAAGUUCCAAAUUUUUGAUCAUGUUAUGUACACAUAGAGUAUUAAUGUAAAAUGAAUUUGUGCAUAGCGUGCAAUUUAUUUAUUUUCAUCUAUUUUGAUCUAUUGUACUUUGUGAUGAACUGAUGGUUCCUAACUGCCAGAUGUAGCCUAUAGUUUCAUUUGCUUAUCUACAAGCUUAUGAUGAUGUGAUUGUAUUGUAUAUGCUAUAACCGAGUUACAGUGACAUUAACGUAGCACGUUGACUAUUCAAUGUAGGAUUAUGGAGAAAAUAACUAAUAAACAAAUGAAACUAUAUGAGGCAAAAUGUAAAUUCAAAGUUUGAAGCUACAAUCAAGAACACGAAUGUAAUUUAGUACGAUUGUUUUAUUGUGAAAAAAAUACGAUCUACAUUUUCACUGCCACUAGUAAGUUUUACAUUUAUUAUAAGAGCAUGAUGAAUCGUUGACCUUUCACAAACAGCUUUAGCCUACAAGACACAAGUGAUCAUGAAUUCAAUCAACAAAUACAAUAUAAAAUUGGCAAACCAUUAGAAUUAUCAAUUACACUUCUGCUCAGAAUACAUUCAACUCAUUUUUUACAAUUAGUUUUCAGUAUUCCACAAUUAUAUAUUACUCACCCUAAUCCACAUCACUUCGUAUGCUCUGCACAAUAAAAAUGAUACGUGAGAGAUUUCUAUGCCUGCGUCGGAAAUAGCUAUAAGUUCAGAAUAAAAAGCAGCAUAUGAAUACAUCGAAAAUCACGAAAGAUAUGUCAAAACUAUACAAAUGAAUUAUGGUCUAAUGGCACAAUAUACUAUUAAGGUUGUACAUUAGUCAUUACAAUCCUAUUUCAAAUAAGCUUUAGCGACUAAGCAGCCAGAUACCAUGCGCACACCCAUUCAUUAAUUAUUUUACCUGCAAGCACAUUCUGAUUAAAGUAUGAUUUAAAGACAUACGUACGUGUGCUAAGGAUUUGAUUGCCUGUUCCACGGAGCGUAAUGAUAAGGGAAAACCUCUGCAAAUUGAUUGGACGUUUUCAACUCCUGUACAGCAAAAAGUUUGUUCACUCUAGAUAAUUGUACAACUCAAAUAAUGCAUUGUAAUUACUUGUUAUGGGAGGCACAAUAAAAAUGUACAUUGAAGACAUA
Molecule: messenger RNA, 2607 nt
Organism: Athalia rosae (coleseed sawfly)
Lineage: Eukaryota; Metazoa; Arthropoda; Insecta; Hymenoptera; Athaliidae
Product: GMP reductase 1-like
Exons: 6
Coding region: 182-1234 (350 amino acids)
Biological process (GO): nucleotide metabolic process
Cellular component (GO): GMP reductase complex
Molecular function (GO): GMP reductase activity
Source: RefSeq, a predicted model, not a curated record